Molecule: messenger RNA, 7309 nt
Organism: Phlebotomus papatasi
Lineage: Eukaryota; Metazoa; Arthropoda; Insecta; Diptera; Psychodidae
Exons: 8
Coding region: 1035-2039 (334 amino acids)
Source: RefSeq, a predicted model, not a curated record
CGCGGUGUCUUUCUCGGCAGUUGCUCUUUGCUCGUGUUUCCGUCUGCACGUGAAAUUUUUCCUGUUGUUGCCUAUUACGGAUACUUCCGGAUAUUCAAGUUUCGGCAAAAGUGCUUUGAUUGUGUUGACUACAUAAGAUACUAUCAAGAGUAUAUACAAGAGAGUUUUUAAUAGAGAAGUCAAAGGACUUCUCAUAAGGUGAUCUGCUGGGAAAAAAAGCUUGUCUAAAUAGCAUUAGGAGUGGUGGGAGUUAAUAAGGUUAAAGAAGAGGAGUGAGUGAGCCCUAAGGGGGAUUUCGAGUGCCAGAGAAGGAAGAAAAAAAAAGUUAGUUUUUGGGGGUGAUGAUGGAUGAGAAACCUGGACUUUCGGGUUCAACAUUCAACUGUGAAACAUGAUAAACAUAAUUAGUGAAGCAAAGUUGGGUUGCAUAUGAGAAGUUGAGACAGAGAGGGUGGUUGGGUCCUGGAUCCAGGUACACCUCAUUUUAAAUAUCAAGUGAGUUAUGAUUUUCUCGUGGGAACUGUGGAUUUACGGCUACCACCUCUGUUGCUUCCGAUAAGGGUGUCCAGCCACCGAGGGUAGAUAUACCCUCCUGCGAGCAACAACUUGCCCCGCAUUCUGUGCUGCUUUUUUUUUACCAUCAUCCACCGCUGAAAGCGACCCAGCUAACACCGGACGGAAUGGGUGCAGAGCAUACGAAAAUGUUGAUAAAUUAUGCACCAAGUAAAGCACUGAAAGCGCUCUAAGUGAUUGGUCUGUGUGCUGAGAAAACUUCCAUCAAAGUAAAGAGUCAAGGAGUGUGGAAGAAAAAAGUGGAUAGAAAAAAAGUUGAAAAUAAAAUGAGUUAUAGAAACUUUGUUGAGGGAGAAAGUUGAGGAAAAGUCCAGUGGAUAAAUUCAGCAGUCGUGCUUUUUUUCUCUCUCAAGUGAAAAAUUUUCCGCCGAAGUUUUCACUUGGUAUCAGCAGUUGAUAACCACAAGAACCUAAAUCCGACGAGUUCAAAUUUUGUUCAAGUGCAGUGCCCCUUCUAGAAGAUGCAGUACCUAGCUGUGUCAAAUUUAAGAUACACCCUUCUGUUGCUCGUGAUAACUGCAGGUACAGCAUUAUCCUUGCGAAUAAUCCAAAUGAGCGUUCCACGAGUGAUCAGGAGUGGUGACGAUGGAAAUCUCAUGUGUCUGUAUGAUUUGGAGGGUGAGCAUCUCUACUCUACAAGAUGGUACAGAUAUCGUCGUGAAUUCUAUAGAUAUACACCAAAAGAAAAUCCAGCAAAGAAGACUUUUCCAAUACCAGGAAUUAAUGUUGAGAUAAGCAAGUCAAAUGCAAGUCACAUAACACUCAACUCAGUAGAACUAGCUACAUCUGGGAAAUACAGUUGCGAAGUCACCUUGGAUGCACCAUCCUUCAUGACCGGAUUAGUAUCUGGUGAUCUGCAGGUUGUUGAAAUUCCACAGCAGCGACCAUCAAUAAGUGGUGCCAAAUUGAAGUAUCGAGUCGGAGACGUCCUCACAGCGAAUUGUUCAUCGAAACAAUCAAAACCAGCUGCCAAUCUGACGUGGACAAUAAAUGAUGUUCAAGCCAGUUCAUCCCACGUUCGACUGUACAAGCCAGUGAAGGAUGAGACGACAAAUUUGGAGACAUCAAUUCUUGGAGUACAUUUCCUUGUAGCGCGUCAGUAUUUUUUGCAAGGAAAAUUGAAGAUUAAGUGCACCGCCCAAAUCUACCAUCUGUACAAUCAAUCCACGGAACAAUUCCUGGAAGAGGAUCGACCGCAGGUGGUGGUGUUGUCGUCGGAUUCAUCUCCCCUCGGGCCACCCAACGUCAACAUGGUCCAUUCGCCCUAUGAUCAAUCUUCAUUGCAUGACGAAAUUGAGAACGAUGCAUUCAUGACGCACAUCCAAGCUGAUAUGUCAUCAUCCAGAUCCCCAAUUACAAUUUCGCCAUUUGCUCGUCUCUGGUGGAUCUCAUUAAUAACAAUUACAUCAGCACUGUUUCACUUGAUGAGUGAAGGGCUCCCAGUCACUCUUGCAUUGCUAGAUUGAAUUGGUUUGGCGUUAGCAUUGGCAUCAAAGUCAUGGACAAUGAUGGCAAAAAUACAAAUGUAAUAAUAAGUAUAAUAGAAGCAUGGGGUGGAAGCCACUUCAAUCUGAUAAUUUUUCACUCUGACAUGUGGAGAGAAAAAAACAAGAGUGGGUAUAGACCAGGAAAAAUGAUGGCGGGGUGAAUAGAAAAAUUUUCCACUGGCGAAAAUGAAAAAUUGAGAGAUAUGAAACAGUUUCAGCAUUAAUUCUGUCUCUAGCUAAGAGAAAAAGAAAGCAAAAUACAGCAUAUAGAGAGACAUUUCCCGAAAAAGUGAAAUAGAACUUAAAUUAAUGAGACAUUGUUAUUAAGAGUGAAUGAGUUUUUCAGAAAAUGUCAAGGAUUUUAAAAUUUUAUGGGGUGCUUUCAACUGAUGUUCAAUUAGAAUGACUUCUCGGACAAAAUACUAAAAAUUGUAUUGUUCACAAAAGACAUAAACAUAACUUUCUUUCACUUAAUAUCUUUUUUUUUAUUAAAUUAUUUUGUACUUAAUAUCUAGACCACUUUCUCAAAUGUUAUUGAAAUUCUUGAAUUUAGAAAUGUCGUUUCACUUCAGACAUUUUUCAAGUCUUCCAGACAAAGUAUGAGUAAUAUUUCCUUUGUCAACAAGUUUAUAUUGACGAGAACUAAUACAUGAUUUAUAUUCCAAGUAAAUAUUUAACUUUCUCUCUUCAUUGAUUUAUUGUGCUUCUUUCAGAAAAUUUGUUUCGAAAUACUCCUUAUUUCUUUGUCAGACUUAUAUAGUGUGACUCGAUGAUCUACUGCAUAAACAAUUCACUUAAUCUAUCACUGCAAUAUUAAAAGGAAAAAUAUUAUAUACCAAACACACAAUAUUUUAUUGUAGACAUUCUAUUUAUUACAGUUUAGAAAUAGCUACACAAAAGAGAAAAUUUUGCAAAAUUGUUUGUAAAUGUUUGUGAAUUUCUACUGCGGACAUACGAAAUGCUCGCAAAUAGUAUAACCCACUAAAAAGUUUGUCCUUUUUUCACAAACAUUGUUCGUAACAUGAUCACUGGACGAACAUUUUUUGUUCUUUUACAAACAUUUGUUCGUAAAUGUUUGUAAACACACAGAAAAAUGUUCGUGAAGUUUUGCCAUUUGCAAAUAAUGUUUGUAAAUGAAUAAAACAUCCUUGUCAAGUAAAAGUUGCGAACAAUUUUUGUGAAAAAAGUACAAAAUUCGUUCGUUUUUGUUGUCUGGCAAGGAUUUACGAACAAAUUACAAAAUUUUACGAAAUUUUUUCAUGUGGUUACGAACAUUUACGAACAAUGUUUCUGAUAAAAGGACAGAUUUUUACGAACAAUUUACGAGCAUUUCGUAAGUCCCCAAUAGGAAUUCACAAACAUUUACGAACAAUUUUACAAAAUAUUUUUUUUCUGUGUAGUAAGAUAGACUGGGGCAAAAUUAGUCAGUUAAUAAAAUUAAUCUUUGCGUAUAAUUUGUGAGAAAUGUUUGGAUUAGACCGAUAAAAAUGUGAAUAGGGGAUGUUGUUCUUACAUUUAUUAGAUAGUUAGUUGAAUAUUUAUUGUAAGACAAAAACAUACACUGGUCUAAUUCUACCCCUGUCUAAUCCGGCUCCGAUUGCCCACAAAAGUAGUCUAGUACUAAAUAUCUAGCUCGCUCUCGUGAGCAGUUCCAAAAAUAUGUCUGCAAAAUAUUGGUAAUUUACUGUGCAAUAUUAUGGAGUUAUAAUGAUACUCUCUCUGUCCCAAAAUAAGUCGUACAUUCUUUCAUAUAAAAUGUACUAGCAAACGUACGACUUAUUUCGGGACAGAGGGAGUAAUAUAUUAGAUUGAAACCGAAUAAAGCAUUUAAGCACAGGCAUGUUCUAAAUUAAAUAGUGAAAGGAUCACGCAACAUUAUCUAUGUACGUACAUUUUUUUUAUAAAUUUUUAAAAUUUUCUAAGCAGCAAAAAAUAUAAAUUUUGAAUUAGAAUCAUGGUAUUGGAUUUGUACUAAAUAUGAAGAAUACAAAGUUUACUAGUGCUACACUUGAAUUGUGCAAGCAAGUUAAGCAAGAUGCAGUAAUGUACGAUCAAUAAUAAAAACAGACUAUUCUAGAUCCUUAAUAAACUAUUAUUUUUUUUUAAGUUUAAUUUCCUAACAGCUGUAAUGCUCCUAUUCUAAAAUAAAUCUAAGAUUUAGUACACACAUACCUUUACGAAGAAUAACUAUUAUGAAGUACUAAAAAUGUUGUACUCAAAUAAUUUUAUCAAGUCUUUAAACAGAUUGAUCAGUAAUCUUGAUUUAGGUUUUGGUGUGUUCGCACAAAUUUCAUAAAAUGUUGAAAAUUACGGAAGCAAAAAAUCUUUUAAAGCUUAUCUUACUGAAGCAGCUUUUAAAAAUAUAUAAUAUCUGAAAAACAUUUUUUUUAACAUAUUUCAUAAAUUUUCAUGAAGUUAUAAAAAAGUAGUAAUAAACUUGUCUUAAAAUUGUAUUUUUUCACUAUUUUACAAAAAAAAAUUAGUAUAAAACGAAAUAUAGUGUUAAAAUUGAAUGAAUAUUCCGGAAUGUGUUGUUAAAACUGUGUAUAACUAUCAAAAUUAUUAAAUUUUUCAUAACAUUUUUAAGUAAAACUCCGUGGUAUUUUCAAAAAUCUCGUAAUUUUGUAUAAUAAUAAAUUUGGUAGAUUUGUCUUUGCCCUUUCAAAAAAUAUGCAAUAAGACUCAAAAUUAUCUUCGAACUUAAUUUAGUACAUGCCUGUACUAAGAUUUUUAAAAAGAUAAAUUUGCUGUUAUUUAACAUUUCAAUUGAAAUUCAGUUUUAAACAAUUUUAUAUACAAUUAUUGUGAAACAAUUUCCGAUUAUUGAAUCCGAAAUGAUUGUGAAAUAUAUAGUAUUCCAAUAAAUUUUUUUUUCCGGAAACUGACUGUUUUCAUAACAGUGAAAAUUAUGAUAGACAACAUUUAAGGUUUUUUUGACAUUAAUAAAGCUGAAGCACCCCAUAUAAAACGAUUGAAGAUUGAACAGUUUCUUAUAAUUACCGAGAAAAAAAGUGAAUAGCUACUAUGUGUACGAAUUUCAAGUAAAUUUAAAAAUGAGAAAAACUACCAUUAUGUGAAAAACUUUGAUAAUAGAAAAUGUAGUAAAAAUUUUAAACAAAAUCCCUCGAGGUUGAGUGUAUAUAAUAAAAGAUAGGAUUGAAAUAAGCUUGAAUAAAAUGAAGAAAACUAUGUACAUAGUGAUUGUGUAUGUAUAGAGGGAUUUAUGAUUUUUUAUUGUGACGCUUCUUCCAUCCCUUUUCAGUCGAGAUACACCAAGAGAAAAAAAUGACUCUGGUUAUAUAAAUGUGUAUAUAUUAAAUGAUUGAAUGGUUGUAUAUAGAUUGAUUGAAGAAAGUAGAAGGAAGAAUAAAAAAAAUAACAUUGAAAGAACAAACCAAGUAUUAGGGGAAAAUUGAUGGAAAAUCGACAACAAAGCAAUUGACCAAGCUAUAGGUCACUCAACCAUUUUUUCCAAUUAUCUUUAUUUACUUUUCAACGAAAUGAUGGAAACAACAAUAAUGAAUAUUGGUUUUUAUUAAUAAUCUAAUGUACCUCCUGAGGAUGGAAAAAAAAUCAUCAUUUGUCCUUCUAUCCGAUACAGCAUUCAUCACACUGAAAGAAAUCUGAUUGAACGAUUAGAUAUAAUUAUGACAAAAUAUCACAAGUUAUAUGGUCAUUAUUAUCAUAAUAAAAGGAGUAUUGUAAAAUAAGGGCAAAAAUUUUGGAAGAAUACGAUACAUCGAACUUUUCAAUCUACUUUUCAUAUUGUACAGCGCACGGCUUAUUCAACACAUGGUAACCCAGUUGACGGCAGUAACCCACCUAUCCUAAUCUCUUAUUUUUUUGACACGCCCAACUCCAACAAUCCUUAUGGGUGCUGAAAGAUUGCUUUGGGGUUUUUAUUGUUGAGUAACUGACCUUACUCUUCAGAUGGUCUCAGAACUAUUAUAUUUAAUCAUAAAGCAUUAGGAAAAACUCAAUUUUACAUGAAUUCACUUGCUGAAUAAAAGUGUGACGCGAAAGAGUUAAACACUAAAGAUUUCCUAGAAAAGCUAUGCAAGCCAUUUGGAGGGCCUCUUUUUUUUCGACCUCUGGGCAGACCUAGGAUAAGGUGACUGAAUCAAAUUCAGGAUCUUGUCUUGGAGCGCCUUGGAAUCGAACCCGUACAUCUUCCUGAAGUGGUGGAGGAUCGACAGACGUGGGCUGUUAACCUUGAUGUCAUGAGCCCACGACUACAAUAGAGAUAAGCGGUUAAAAAUGAUGAUAAAGUACUGAUAAAUGAAUCUAUUUUUUUUUACAAAACAUUUCUAUUAUUCAAUUCAUUUAUAUAUUUCGCCUAAAAUGUACUUGAGAUGUGGCUUCCGUUGACUAACCUUAACCGAUAUCAAUCCGAUACACGAUAGUUCACUCAAUGAGUUUAAGUGUAAUAGGAAUCGAUUACUCUUAAAUCAGGGGGGUGACGUUAGCUCUGAAAAAUGCGAUCAGUUUUAGUGUAAAUUUUUUUUCGUACACAUUUCACGAGAUAUCUUCAAAACUACGUAGAUUCCCAAUUUGGGGUUUUCGGUUGCUUCUUCGUUAUUAAAUUGGCUUUCAUUUUGUAUUAGUAUUUUUUGCUAAUUCAUUCUACAAUGACAGAAAACAGCUAAUAAACUCAAAAGUUUUUUCGGCGCGCUAGAAACAUAUGCGAAACAUGUCAUGUCCCUGUCUUAAAUCGUAAAAAUAGGAUCAAACAUUUUGGUGGAAAAUGACAGGCUUUUCAGUAAGGAAUAGUUUGUUAUUAAAUGAAGUAUAUAUUAUAUUUACAAAGAUUUUGGGUGAAUAUUACACUCUCCAUGAUAAAAAUUACCACAAAAAUAUGUGACGCUGUGCCACUGGCGCAUAUUUUAUCAUAAUUAUAGCAAAUUUUUCAAUGUAAAUUUUUCAGUGUAUCCCGAUUUUAAAACUUUGUCCAAGUUUGUUUGUUUUUUAAAUGGACAAAAGAAAAUGCUCAUUCCAACUUAAAGUAAAAGAAAACUACAGACAGACUUAUGUAUAUUUAGUAGAUGGAAAUUAAGUAUAGUAAAUUAAAAUCAAUAUUAAAAGAAAUUAAGAGAAAAAAAAAGAAAACCUUGUACUGAUAGUAUGAAGUGGAUUAUGAAUUAAUAUUAAAAAUGAUAAUAAUUGUUAGAUUGAUGUUUAUUACAGAAAUGAAAACAAAAAUUGAUGAAAAAGAAAAGACAACAAUAAACAUAUAUGACUUUUAUCAUAAA